ACCUGACACGCAACCCUCAAAGAAUAAGUGGGACCCAAGGGUCCAGCCCCUCAAGAUAAACUAUCGCCGUGAUUGGCUCCCCCCUAUGUUUAAGGGUUGUGACUUAAAUUUUAAGGUAGCGUAGGGGUAACAACUUAAGAACCUAGCGCAGUUUGUGAGUUCAGUUCAGUUCUGUCUCAGAGUUUGAGAAAGAAACUUGUCUUUAAAUUAACUGGUGUUCGGAAUAAAAUUAAAAGCUUGUGAACAUUAUUCGAGUGAGUGUUUUUAAAUUGAACCAACAUAACCCUAGUUGCCGGAUCGUUCCGUAAGGCGCAUUUGUGUUUGUUGGGGAUGGACAAGUUUGUGUGUAACUAAUUGGACAGUUAUUUCAACGUGUUAGAAAUAUAAUUUCUAUCAUCUCUUAUAUCGUAUUUGAAGUUUAUUAUCAAAGUGUCAUUUGUAAUACAUAAGUACGGGAGUAAAUCAGGAAACAUGGACGAUAAACUACGACAAAUGGAGGACGAAAUGAGCAGGUUCGAAGCUGAAAUCGGUGGACCAAUAGUAACUCCAAUGAUGCGUCCAGUCAUUGGUGCCAAUACAUACAGUCAAGUAGCUAGACAACUGGAGCAACAUGAAUUACCUACACCAGUUGUUGCUGCAGCUGCUGCCAGUCUAGCAUUUCCACCUAUGAUGGGAUUUCCACCACCGCCGCCACCACCACCACCGCCACCUCUACUUAUUCCACCGCAAGUAGCACGUCAAAGCAGUGUUCCAAUCACAACUUACUCAUCGCCGGCGCAAAUAACAAAUUCCUACAUACCAAAUAUUGCGGAACCAAUAUUAAGUUCAACGUCGAAAACAUAUGAGUCAGCAGCAGCACCCCCAAUGAUUCAUCCCGAGAUUAUUGAAAAAAUAAUCAACACAAAAAUACCGGAUGACGACGGUAAGAAAAAACCGAAAGUAAAAGGUGUGAGUACAGCAGCGGAGUUGGCUAUUAGUCAGGGAAAGGCUAGUUCAAUAAUGGCCAAUGCCAGUGCUGAGGAGCCUCAUCCAAAGGGAAAAGGAAAGAAGAAUAAGAAAAUUAUCAGAAUGGCGGGAGGACAAACAUGGGAGGAUCAGUCGCUACUUGAAUGGGAUGACGAUGACUUCAGAAUAUUCUGCGGUGAUCUAGGCAAUGAUGUUACGGAUGAGAUGUUGGUGAGAGUUUUCGGAAAAUAUUCCAGUUUUCAGAAGGCGAAAGUUGUUAGAGACAAACGAACGAAUAAAACGAAAGGAUUUGGAUUUGUUUCAUUCAAGGAUCCCCAAGAUUUCAUCAAGGCCAUGAAGGAAAUGAAUGGGAGGUACGUGGGAUCGAGACCCAUAAAACUACGAAAGAGUUCCUGGAAGCAGAGGAAUCUCGAAACGGUCAGGAAAAAGGAGAAAGAAAAGCAAGCUCUCAUUGGAUUGUUAACUGGUCGAUGAGGUGAUGUGCCACAUAUUGUUCAUAAUGUAAAUCAAUGAAAACUCUCAGUUGUUUUUUCCUCCCCUUGGAAAAAUUGAUUAGUGUGGAAAUGACAUUACGACAAAGACAUGUAUUUGUACCUAAUUCAAUUAUUAUAAUUGAAAAAAAUACAAUAGAGAUUGGUGAUUAAUAAAUUUAUUAUGAAUUGAA
Molecule: messenger RNA, 1630 nt
Organism: Diachasmimorpha longicaudata
Lineage: Eukaryota; Metazoa; Arthropoda; Insecta; Hymenoptera; Braconidae
Product: RNA-binding protein 42
Exons: 5
Coding region: 472-1440 (322 amino acids)
Molecular function (GO): mRNA binding
Source: RefSeq, a predicted model, not a curated record